This is a messenger RNA of Nymphalis io (European peacock), 12823 nucleotides long. It is a transcript of the gene puf, whose product is annotated as ubiquitin carboxyl-terminal hydrolase puf. Gene Ontology annotation, cellular component: nucleus; cytosol. Gene Ontology annotation, biological process: protein deubiquitination. The record is from RefSeq and is a predicted model, not a curated record. Gene Ontology annotation, molecular function: cysteine-type endopeptidase activity; cysteine-type deubiquitinase activity. Bases 124 to 9891 code for a protein of 3255 amino acids. The transcript is spliced from 56 exons. Lineage: Eukaryota; Metazoa; Arthropoda; Insecta; Lepidoptera; Nymphalidae.
UUUCUGAGGCAGUGUUCGUUUGCUGAUACGAAAAUAUCAAUAAUGAUCAAUAUUUUUAAAGUAAUAACAAUUGCGAUAAUAUUUUAAUAAUAUUUCGCCUCAUAUUAACACAAAACGUCGAGAAUGUGUGAUGUUUGUUCGGAGUUUUCACAGCUUUUAAUAAAUUGUGAAACAAGAUUAACCGACGAUGUGUCCCAGUAUCCAACUAUAAGUCAGUCCGAACUCGAAACAGUAUUAAAUUAUAUUCUUUCGUGGCCACAAAGGCAAUGUAUGUGCUGUUACCGUGAUGUGAAGAAUUUUGAAAGAUUUUAUUUGGUGGUUCAAAGCAUACUGUGUCUAUCUGUGUGCCAACUUAAACAACUUAAAGAUGAUUUAUUGGCUUCUGUUAAAACCGAAGCAAACACUGAUAAUCAAGAAAUACAAAAAGAACCAGAAGUUGUAAACAAAUUACAAAAUGAAGAAGAAAGCCUAGAAUCAAGAGAAAGAGUUCAGGACACAGAUAGUACAAAACCUCCAGAACCUGCUGGACAAUCAGCAGAUGAAUCAACUAGCAUAGAUAAACCUGCAAUUUGUACUGGUGAUACGGAAACAUGGUCAAUGCAGCAGAAGGAAAAGCUAAUGCAUAUAGUCUCCAAGAUAUUUCUCCUCAAUUUUCCUCUAUAUUUAGCCUGUAAACAUUCAGCACUAAGCCGUCUAGAUGACUUGUCAGCACAGGAGAUAUCAAAUCUAAGCUCUUACUGUGACCUACAUGAUACAGAAAUACCAGCAUAUUUACUAAGAAAUGUUAGCUUGUUUUGCAAACUUGGGGGAGUAUGUGCCAUGACAUCAGUAUUUGAAAGUGCAUCACCUACUAGUCUUCCUUUGUCUAUGGCACAUGCAAUAGUGGCAGCUGUUGGGAACUUGAAACUCUGGUUGAAUUUCAGAGCAGUUGCACAACUUUUUAUGCCUCUACGGAGCAAAAUUCUCAAGUAUAUGUGUAGUUUGGAAGAUAAAGACUUAAGGGUACCAGCCGUCAAGUCCAUGGCGGAUUUUAUGUGGGGAGCUGCAAAAGAACCACUUGAUGCACCGCUAGCUUUUGAUGGAGAUGGCUUGGCGUUAGCAUUCAAGUAUUUUAACAGCAGUACAUUGACCAUGAGGUUGGCCGGAGUAGCACAGAUCAAUGCACAUAUAGCUGCACAUAAUGAGCUUUGUGCAGGAGAACCGGCCGCUGAUGCUGAACUAGCUGGGCAACAAUUAGCUACAUGGUUAACUAAUAAUAAUAUUAUCGAACACUUGUUCGGUCCUAAUUUACAUGUCGAGGUGAUAAAACAAUCUCAUAUGAUUUUAAAGUUUCUUGCUGUAGAAGGUCGAGUUACCCCCGAGCAUGUCGAAUUGGUAUGGGCGGCCGCCCAGCUUAAACAUUGUGGUCGUCAAGUAUACGACUUGCUACCUGGAUUUAUUAGGGCAUUAGCACCAAAGCCAUGUGCACAUUUGUAUAGUCUGCUAUGUUCUCUACCGCCCAAGGAGCACACCGAGCAGAGCCUGUACCUGGCGUCGGCGCUGAUGCGCGCGAUGUGGGCGCGCGGCGGCUGCGGCGCCGGCUCGCCCGCGCCCGAGCCGCCGCGCCUGGCGCCGCCCGUCUGCAAGCCGCACCACCGCUCCUCCUCCGAGGCCAGCGUCAGCAUGGACCAGACCAAUUCCGACGACGAUCCGUGUGAAGAAUUAAGUACAUCAGGCGAAGAGGCGGGACCCACCCCCCGAAAACAAAGCAAACAUCAACGUGAACUUACAGCUGAGCAAGAAUGGCUCCGUGAAGGAGAAGAACUUACGAAAAAAGAGUGUUCUUCACUGAAAUCAUGUCAAAAACGUAAUAAGCGAGCUGGAAGCAGCGGAAGUGCCAGCAGCGGCGCCGAAGAGUUGCUGCGACCGCGAAAGAAGAAACUUUACAAGAAGCGUCACAAGCAAGGCAAGACCAGGCAUUUCCUAGCGACGCAAUUGAAAACUGCGGACUUAGCGGAAUCUGUGUCCGACGUGGAGGAAGAGUCGUCCGGCAGCGACACAGCGCACUGUCAGCUCUUGUGCGAUAACGUCGAUGCCAGCAGGCGGCUGAUGGAGCUUCGACUGAUGGAGAGCUACAAGCGUCGCGAGGAGGAAGAGGGCAGUGCGUCGUCGGCGCUCUCUGCGCACUCGCACUCGCACCGACACCUGCCCGACCUGGACGAGGACGACUCCGCCUGCGAGGAAGAGCUGGCUAGGCUCGCUGCGCAGGCGCAGUGCCUUACGGAGUACGGUGGCGUGGGCUUGGAGGCGCGCCCGCCGUCGCCCGCUCCCGCGCCGCUGCCUUUCAACGUUGAUGACGUGUGCCGGCCCGGGAACACGCUGUUGUGGGAUCUGCUGCAGGACGGCGCCAUUGAGCAACUCGGCGAGGGUCUGGCGUUGGAGGCGGAAAAAGCGUUGUGCGCACUGCUAUGUUUUAGUACUGACAAAUUCAUCAGAAUAAAAUUCAUAGAGGGAUGUCUUGACAAUCUCGCUAAUCAUAGAUCUGUUGCCGUAUCGUUGCGACUGCUACCAAAGUUAUUUUCGUCAUUCCAACAACUAAGAGGAAUGGAUAUGCAUCAGGUGGUGAUGUGGGCGGAGCGCGAGCGCGGCAUGAUGCGGCUGUUCCUGGAGGACCUGCGCCACUACGUGUCCACGCGGGCGGGCGCGCCCGUGGGCGACGCGCAGCACUACGCGCACAUCACGGAGCUCACCGUGCGCCUGCACUUCCUCACCGCGAUAUUUUCGCCCGUCGGCUCGCCGCACCAUUUCAGGCUGACGGUGGAGCAGGUGGAGGAGCUGUGGCAGUGCCUGGUGGCCCGCGGGUCGAGCGAGUGCGCGGACUGCCUGUACUCGUGGCUGCUGUCGCACACCAAGUCGCCCGACCAGCACGCGCUCGGUCUCGACGCGCUACGCUUUCUCUACGUCGAGAAGAUGCCAACUCUGGAUCCAGAGACAAUUAGCAUAAUGGGCCUCAGCCUAUACCAGCAGCUGUGCAACUUGGCGCGCAUGGCGCUGGGCGCUGGCGACUCGCGCGAUGCGGCGCACCCGCACACGCUGGCCAUGGACCAUCUGUGGAAGAUCGCUCUCCGGGCCAACAGCACCGAUGUAUCGAUGGGUGCUAUUCAAUAUUUAAACAGCUACUACAUGGGCCAACAGUUACAACAAGAGGACGACUUUGUUUCCAAAUGUAUGUUUCAUCUAUCAUCAGCUGCUGAGAGAUUGAUAUCUAAAAAUGACGAUGGUCAGGGCACUUCAACAUCAAGUGUUCCAAUAGAAGAAGGCAAAGAGACCGAAAAAACUACUGAUAAACAGAAUAUUUACGAGCACAUGACCGAAGAAGCGGCGUUACAAUGUAUACAGAGGGCUUUGUUGUUGUUAAAAACACACUUGGAUACGUUCAAAAGAAGAUACGCGUACCACCUCCGGCGCUGGGCGCUGGCGGAGUCGGGCGCGUGGGAGGGCGGCGCGAGCGGCGCGGGCAGCGUGCGCGUGACGCUGCAGCCCGCCGGCGCCGGCCCGCGCGCCGCGCUCGCGCUGCACCACUCCGACCUCGUGGCGCACCUGCGCGCGCACGUGCACGUCUGGUGGGAGAGACAGAUCCAAGGGGAAGAGGGCGUCACGGCGCUGGCGACCGAUGGUCCCCUUCGAAUGAUCACCCAGGGCCAGGAGUUGACGAUCGACUACGAUGAGAGAACGCUGUACGACAUGGGGUUUAAGGAUAACCAGUUGGUGUUCGUGUCGGUGGGCGUGGGCGGUCGUGGCGCGUGGGCGGAGUGGCCGUCUGCGCAGCCGGCUCCGGCGCGUGCUCGGCUGCCCACGCACCUGCUGCUGGACCCCACCUACUUCCACCACCUGUUCACGCUUAUGCAGGCGCUCGGCCAGAUGAAAGAGCCAGGAACUGGGGAACCUGUAGCGCAUACGAAAGCGCAACUUUUAUCUCGACGUGUCUGGGACAUUCUUCAAGCUGUUCCUCUUAAUCCUACACUUCUGGAAGCAUUUCAAAACCCAUCAGAGAAUAAGCUUCCAGAACUCUUGGACCCCAUGAGUCCACAGAAACUAAUGUAUUCUCUGCACAUCAUAGACAAACUUAGUUCAAACAACAAUGGUUCCAAUGUGAAAGAACCCACCAGUAGUUUGGAUAAAACUGAAGAGAAAGUGUGCGUAGAAAAUUGGAAUGAAUUGUUUAUUAAGAAAGGCGGCCUGCGGUUGCUAUAUGAUAUUAUGAUGUCAGGCGUUUUACAGAGAAGUGACGAUAGCGAGUGGCGUCAAGACUGCCUAGCACUGUUGCUGCAGUUGUUGUGUCGCAUCGGAACAUUGCCUACCUCUGAAACUGGACAGACUCCAAAACUACAUCCAGCUCUACUUUCUUUGAUGAACGUAGAAGAAACGACGGAGAGGUUGAUAUCGAUACUAUGCGAAGCGGCUACGAUGAAGGAACCCACCACGUACAAGACCGGAUUCUGGGGAAGAGCGCAGGUGGUGCAGCACGCGAUGCGGCUGUGCGUGGUGUGGGCGCGCGGCGGCGGCGACGCCGUGGCGCUGGCCUGGUCGCUGCGCCGCGCCGCGCCGCGCCUGCUGCUGGACGACGCCGACCCCGCCGUUCGUCGCGAGGCGGGCAGUGCGCUGUAUCGCCUGUGCGCGGGCGGCGAGACGAGCGUGCUGGCUCCGCUGCUUCAACUGUUGCUGCAGCACUUGCCUCGCGCUGCCGACAUGCGUCCUCACAACCAUCACCACCAUGAGGUUGCUCAUCAUCACGCCGAAGAAGGGAAAGAGCCGUAUGGCCCAGCAUGUAGAGACUACUUUUGGCUUGUGUGUAGGUUAAUAGAUGGAUUACCAGAAGAUUUCUUUAAAGAAGGUGCUGUGGCAGAAGAUAGUGGAGCUCCCGAUUUAAACGAACUCUGUGAACAAAUCCGAUGUUCUCUUGAAAAACGCGAGAUAAUUGAGAAACGUUCUGAGCCGUGUACCCCUGACGACGGAUUGUACGGCCAACUGAGUCUCCUCACGCAUUUGUCGAAACAUCCUCUAAGGUUUAAAAACUCAGAACAAGGAACUAGAACUUUAGAAAUGGUCUUCGGGUUUUUGUUCGACGUCCCCAACCCCUCCCAGAGAAAUCUUCCCAAGUGCAAGUCACAGAAGUCACGCGCUGCCGCCUACGACUUGCUAGUGGAACUGGUACGCGGCGCGCCCGACAACUACAUGGUUCUGCACCACAAGCUCAUGGAGCACCAUAAGCCCGGCCCGUCGUCGUCGUACCCGUGGGACUACUGGCCGGCGGAGGAGUCCCGCUCGGAGUGCGGGUUCGCGGGGCUCACGAACCUGGGCGCCACGUGCUACAUGGCGUCGUGCAUGCAGCACCUGUACAUGAUGCCGGCCGCGCGCGCCGCCGUGCUGCGCGCCGACCCCGCGCACAGCCGCCACGCGCCCACGCUGCACGAGAUGCAGCGCAUGUUCGCCUACCUCAUGGAGAGUGAGCGCAAAGCGUACAACCCGCGCAGUUUCUGUAAGGUCUACCAGAUGGACCACCAGCCGCUUAACACCGGCGAACAGAAGGACAUGGCAGAGUUCUUCAUAGACCUCGUCUCCAAGCUCGAGGAGAUGACUCCCGAACUGAAAAAGCUAGUCAAAACGCUGUUUUGCGGCGUGCUAAGUAACAACGUUGUAUCGUUGGACUGCCCGCACGUGUCGCGCACGCUGGAGGAGUUCUACACGGUGCGCUGCCAGGUGGCCGACAUGCGCAACUUGCACCAGAGCCUGGACGAGGUCACCGUCAAGGACACGCUGGAGGGCGACAACUGCUACACAUGUUCGCAGUGUGCCAAUAAAGUUCGCGCCGAGAAACGCGCGUGUUUUAAGAAACUGCCUCGCAUUCUUUGCUUCAAUACGAUGCGAUAUACAUUCAACAUGCUCACGAUGCUCAAGGAGAAAGUCAACACGCAUUUCUCUUUUCCAAUGCGGCUCGACAUGUCUGGCUAUGUCGAGAAACAUUUGAUGCCGGCGCAAUAUCAAGAGGAGAAAAUAAAAUCAGCAGAGUUAAAAAAAGAUGGUGAAAGUGGUUCUUACAAUGAAACUGAUGAUUCGGAAUCUGAAGAGCAUUAUGAAUACGAGCUGAUAGGCGUGACUGUACACACGGGCACGGCGGACGGCGGCCACUACUACUCGUUCAUCCGCGACCGCGAACACGAGCUGCACGAUCGCUGGCUGCUGUUCAACGACGCGGAGGUCAAGCCCUUCGAUCCCGCGCACAUCGCCGCCGAGUGCUUCGGCGGAGAGAUGACGAGUAAAACAUACGAUUCGGUGACUGAUAAGUUUAUGGACUUCUCUUUCGAGAAGACAAACAGCGCUUACAUGUUGUUCUAUGAGCUUAGUCCGCCGCGUAAUCAGCGUGGUUCUGACUGUGGCCAGCAAGAGGAAGCACAGUCGUCGCGCGCCGAGGAGAGCGCGAGCGCGGCGGUGGAGCGGCGCGAGUCGUCGCCGGCCGUGCAGCUGCCGCCCGAGCUGCUGCGCUGGAUCUGGGACGACAACAUGCAGUUCCUGCACGACAAGAACAUAUUCCAGCAUGCAUAUUUCACGUUUAUGGGUCAGAUGUGUAGCUCUGUGCCGCAAUCGUUACUCACACUGAGGCCGGAGAUCACAGAGGUCGCCGCCAGACUCUCGACCUCCUUCUUCAUUGAAACAUUUAUACACGCCAAGGAAAAACCUACCAUGGUGUCCUGGGUGGAGUUGGUGACGAAACAGUUCAACGCGUCCGCAGCUGCCUCCGAGUGGUUUCUCGGUCACAUGGCUGAUGACACGUGGUGGCCGAUGCAGGUGUUAAUAAAAUGUCCGAAUCAAAUGGUUCGACAAAUGUUUCAGAGGCUAUGCAUGCACGUUAUACAAAGGCUGAGGUCUAGUCAUUGUGCCCUGUAUCUUCAGGGUAUGGAAGAAAGUGAAGACAAUAGUAAAUUAGGAGAAGCGAGUUGUGUUACUAGGUUUAUAAGGAUGUUAUUAUCUUUGAUGGAAAGCGGAGCGCGAUCUCACUUGCGGCACCUGACGGAGUACUUCAGUCUGCUGUACGAGUUCAGCAAGAUGGGCGAGGAGGAGGGCAAGUUCAUGUUGAGAGUCAACGCUAUCUCUUCCAUGGUCAACUUCUACCUGGGGCAGAACUCGAAUACGGUGGAAUCCCCCAGCGAGGAGGCGAGCGGCAGCGGCAGCGGCAGCGGCGCGGCGGACGGCUGCGGGGACAAGCUGCGGCCCGGCGCGCUCGACAAGAUGGUGGCGCUCGUCAGCGGGCUCGUGGAGCGCUCGCGGGACGCCGCCGGACACCUGGCGCUGGCCGAGCCCGACGCGCGCGCGCUGCUGCACGCCAAGGGGUUUCCUUUCAUCUAUCAGCAAACGAGGGACAGUCUAAAUCUACAACAGACUAGGUCUCUAAUCUUCGCUCUGUGUCGGUGGAACGAGGCUCUCGCCUCGAAAAUAGUGAAUAUGAUCUUUCAGGCGAUCGCAAAACACACUGAAAGCUGCGGGCCGUUUUUUAAGCUCCUGACGCUACUAGUGGAGGGCAGCGGUGGCGGCGCGGGAGCGUCGGGCGGCCUGCCAUGCUUCACGCAGCUGGUGCUGGCGCGCCUGUGGGACGCCGGCGACGUCUGCCCGCACGCGGCGCUGGAGUGGCUCGCCAUGCAGGUGCCGCGUAACAAGGCGGCCCACGCGUGGGCUCUGCGCACGGCGGACCGCUGGCUGGAGGCGCAACUGCUGGCGGCGGGCGCGGCGCGGGUGCGAGCGGCCGCCGCGCUGCUGCUGGUGGCGCUGGUGCCGUCGCAGCACUUCCGCGCCGGGUACGCGCGGGCGAGACCUCUGCCUGCGCCCGCGCUGCACCUCGCCAAGCUGCCCGACACGGCGCACCACACGCUGCAUCAGGUGUAUACGAUGCUAUUGGGCAAAUUAAAAGCUGCAAGAAAAUACACGGACAUCGCCGUUCACGGAACUAUGAAACUGACUGCAUAUUUUGGAGUCAUGUCGUAUUGUGUCGUCAGCAGGGUAGAGAAACUAAUGUUUGGUCAGUACUUCAACGAUCUGUGGGAGCUGUACCAUCCUGCGAUCUCGGAACCCUCGGUGGCGGUGCAUCCCAACAAGCAGGCGCUGCUCACGUUCUGGCACGCCGUGUCCGUGGACUGCCCCGAGAAUGUACAGCUGAUGCUGGCUAACCAGCGCCUCACUAAACACAUCGCCUUCAACUAUAUUCUUGCCGACCACGAGGACGGCGAGGUGGUGGCGUACAACCGCGCGAUGUUGCCGCCGUACUACGCCCUGCUGCGCCUGUGCUGCCGGCGGUCGGGCGCCUUCGCGCGUACGCUGGCGCAGCAUCAAAAUAUCCACUGGGCCUUCCGGAACAUCGCGCCGCACGCGCACCUCUAUCCCGGCGCCGCGGACGAGCUGCUCAGGCUGGCGCGAAUCCUGGCGGCCCGCGGGGGCGCGGCGGGUGCGGGCGGCGGGGAGGGAGUGGACGCGCGCGAGGCCGCCGCCUUCCGCCGCAGCACUCUCUCCGCUUACUUACAGGGUUUAAAUGGACGGACUUGCUGGACGACGUUAAUAUCGGCGUUCUGCACGCUCGUUGAAAACGAGGACGAUAGACUGUAUGUAGUUUACAAUGGCGGACUGCAGAUGACUUUUGAAGCGCUGCACAGUCUGCACGCGGUGUACGUGGAAGGCGGCGGGGUGGGCGGGGUGGCGGGCGCGGGCGGCGGGGCGGGGAGCGCCGUGCGCGCCGAGCUCGGCGCGGCGCUGCGCUGGGCGCGCGCGCUGUGCCGCACGCUGCGCCUGCGCCGCGACGCCAAGGAGGCGCGCGCGCUGCUGCUCGCCUGCAAGGACUGGCCCGAGUGCGCCCGCCGCCUGCUCACGCUGCUCAAUCUGCACCAGCGCACUCCGCGGCUGCCGCACGCCGCCCUCGGUGUUCUCCGCGAGCUAGUUCUGAUCGGCGGGGGAGCGGCGCUGGGCGCACUGGUGCCGCUGGCGGCGGGCGCGCACGCGGCGGCGCGCGCGGCGUCUCGGCCGCGCCUGCGCUCCGCGCACGCUCACACGCACCCGCUCUCGCCACCGCGCCCCGCCUUCUACCGCCCCUACCACAAGUUUAUUGACACCUGUUGUCGAGUAGCGCGGAGUCAGCGCUGCAUGUCGGAGCAGCUCGUGCUGCUGUCAGCGCUAUGCGCGCUCGAGGCGGUGCCGCUUCGUUUUAAUUAUUUUGCGACCUUCUGGAGAGACGUUGCGACGUCACCGGCGGACGCAAAGUUAGAAGAAAUGCUGCUGGAGUGUAGUGUUGUGGCGGAGUACGUUGAUUCGGUGCUUUUGGACGAACGGGAAUCGCUAGCUGAUCCUGCCAUCUAUGACUUCAUGCAACAUUAUUAUCCAAAAUUGGGAGGUGCGACGAGUCCGUGCGCAUCGGGCGCUUCAAGCGUAGCGGGGGGAUCGGGCAGCUCGGGCGCGGUGGGCGGCUCGGCGCGGGCGGCCGAGUCGCUAGCCGAGGAGCUGGCUGGCAGCGCGGCUCGAGCGCCGCUCAUCACGUUGGUGGGCAGUACGCGGGCACUGCUGCUGAUGGCGGAGCGUGCACGUCCGACAGCGGGCUCAUCGUUAGCCCGCGCUUUACAUCGAGCCGCCACCGCGUUACACCAAAGGCUGCUUAGACCCACCGUGUCCAUAAUAGAAGAAGAAACCGGCGAGGCUGAGGCCGGAGGGCCGACGAGCGAGGCGCGUUGUCCGUCCGCGGAGGGCAGCGAGGGCGAGGAGCCGCUGGAGGAGUCGGACGAGUCCACCGAGGAGGCCGCGCCCGCGCUGCCGGACCUGCUGCCGCUGCUGUCGCAUGCCCUACGCCGCCUGCACCAGCUGCAGCCGCCCGACGACUGAGCGUCGCCGCUACGAGUACAUUACUCUCAUUCUUUCUCUAUGAGAACACUUCGAUAGAUUUUAUGACCGUACCCCGGAUUGUGACAUCUGAACGACACUAAAACCCACCUUUAUUACAUUGAAAUUUACAUAAUGAAAUGAGAGCACUUUUAAAAUCGCAUUGUGUUGAUAUACCUCACGGUUUUUUUUUCUAGUAAACCGUUACAAAUUAGAUUUUUUAAGCACGCAUAUCUGUAAAUAUUAUAUGUCUGCAACCUGUAAUUAUUCUCAAUAUUGAAGUAAUGGCUACUCUGUAGCGUGAAUCGAAUUAAAUUUUGACUAUUAAGUUUAGCUGCAAUUAACUAGUUUUAUGAAAUAUCUUAUUGUGAAAACUAAUUUCAAAAUUUUAUAAACAUCAAAAACAAUAUAUUUAGAAAACUCGCCCUAUAUAUGUAUAGUUUAAUCAUUUAUAUAUUUGUUGCACUAUUUAUAAUAAAAUUGUUCAACGGCCAUAUUAUAAAGAAAAUAUGAAAAUCGUCUUCAUAUUGUUGCAAAGUGAAUCCGGUGCUUAUAUAGGAACAUGUGCCGUUUCAUUUAUUUAUUAUAAAUUUUAUAAUUAUAAAUUCAUGACAACAAUGUUACAAUUUUUUGGAACAUUCCAAACUUCGAUCAAUUUAAACUUCUACGAAUAGUAAUUAGGGUUAGUUUUAUGUUAAUAAGUAAAAAACAAAUUGAUACACGCAAUACGUAUUUCACUGCUUUUAAAUGAAAGUGUGUUGUAUUUUUUUUUACUUCAUAUGACGAUUUCUUUGUAAGAGUAUUUGAAAAACAAAUCAGACGACCAAAUUGAAUAUGUUUUGGGUAUUUUGGCUUGUUUUUCAAAACUAUAGAUGGCUCAAUAUGUAAUUUUAUAAAAAAAUUUAGAUAUUGCCUUUUUUCGUUUAGUGUAUAAGGAGUUUGUAACAAACGAUGCUUAAAUUAAAUAUGUAUAGAGUCUGUUUGCUACCUGUUUUAAAUAACUAUUUUAUUUAUGUUUAAUGUUGUAUGUAAUUGGUCACAGAUAUUUUAGUAUUAUAUUGGAGGUCGGAUGAAAUAAAACCAACUAUCUCUUUUACCAGUAUUUUUCAACCAGGAGACCCUACAGGUAUAAGUCAUACUUCGUUUUGUUUGUUCAAUUGUAUCACAAUUGUAUACAUUGAUCUUUUAACUAACAUAUUGUUCAAAAUACCUAAUUUUGUUACUUAUUUAAAAGAUUGAUGUUAACUUGUAAUGCACUUUAAUCCGACCCCAAGUGUAAAUUAUGUUACUCCUGUGACCAUAUUAUUAGGUAAUUAAAUAUUGUGUAUUGAGUGUAACUAAAAUAAUGAUAGAUGUUUUUAUUGUAUCGCUUGAUCCUGACAGAAUCUCUUGGAAUAAAUUCAAUUCAUUCCCGGAUGAGAUCAUUGAAAACACCACAAGAAUGCUUUAGUUUAUAAGAUGUUUAGAGUAGGAAUGAUUUAUUGAAUUAAAAGGUCCUUAAAAUAUAAAUUGAGACCAAAUAAUAUUUUUUACAAAAUGUUUUAAUCUUAGCACCCAAUUUUUCUUUUAAUAUAUAAAACAGUAUAAAAAGAAGAUAGCUAUUUUAAAUACAAGGUCAUGAACCUUGGAAAAUUAGUUUUCAUCAAAAUUAUAAUUACGUUUCGGCUGUGAAAAUUUUGUUAGUUUAGGAAUAAAUUAAAUUUGUGAAGAUCCACUUACCCACAAAAAAUUACCCAAGUGAAAUUUAACUAAGAUCACAAUUUUUACCUACUGUAAGAGAAUACCCGUCCAAAGUCCACUUAUUUUUAUUUGCCGAACAUUAAAACUUGGCCAGUUAAAUUUUAUAGUUCUAUAUAUGUCUUAUUAAGUUUUAAAUGUAAUGUAUAAAAAAAUGUAUUGGCCCAUUCAUCAUCAAUAGAAAAAUGUUGUAUCUAAUCUAUCUAAUAUACAACACUAAAAGCUUUUUGAAUUUAUGAUCAAAAAUUAAUUAAAGGCAGCUGAUUCAAUAUGUCUUAAUACGAUUUUUUUUAUAAGAUUUUAUAUUACAAUAUUUUUUCUUCAUCUAGAUUCUGUCAUCACCGUUUUAUACUUACAAAGUGUUUAUUUUCUUCAUACCCGAUAGGGUUAUUUAAUACUUAAUUGAAUUAGAGAAAGAAAUAGCACACUGCCCAGAGAUUUACACAAAUAUUACAUUUAAGAUGACUUGUAGUAUUUCGUCAAUAAGUAGAUUAUAAAGUAUGGUAUUCAAAAUUCAUCUUUAAAUAUGUCCAUUUAUGAUACAUUAAAAUUGUAAAAUUUCUCUACCCGUAAAGCUUUUCUUGAAGAAUAUUUUUUACUGCAACAAGCUACAUAUUUGAAAAUCUCAUUCUCGAAUAUUCUACGAAACAGCUACCUAGGGAACACUGGAAGCAAUAAUAUUUCUCUGUAAUUUAUAUAUUACUAUAUAUAAUUGCUGUUAACAUAUUUUGAUAAAUAUUUCACUGAAUUUGUUGUUUUAUAUUAAAGAUCUUGGUUGUUUGGUGAAGGCGGUCACUCUUAUUAAAGGGUUAUAACGUAUUGUGGUGCUAACAAUCUGAAUUGAGUGACAGGCAAUGGCAACAAAAUAUAUAUAUUUCAUUUUGUCAUUUUAGAGCUUAUUAAUAUAUUACCGUAAAUAUAACUAUGCUGUAAUUAUCUUUUUAAUAAUUUUAAGAUUGUAUUUUUUGUUUCUGACGAAGUGUGGACAUCUGCUGGUUGCUUUUUUAUAGCAUUGAGGUUGUAAUUUGCAUAAGAAAUACUGGCUUGUCAAAGUUAUUUAAAUUUAUGUAUUAUACUUACAAAAAGGUGACCUAAUUUUUUGGUCGAAUGUAACUGUGUUAUUGAAUUAAUUUGUGAAAACUUGAUAAAAAUACUGUAAAUCGGACUGGAAAGCCAAAGUAAACAGUAUUUUGUAAAA